Macadamia integrifolia is the source of this 877-nucleotide messenger RNA. RefSeq names its product upstream activation factor subunit UAF30-like. The record is from RefSeq and is a predicted model, not a curated record. Lineage: Eukaryota; Viridiplantae; Streptophyta; Magnoliopsida; Proteales; Proteaceae. Bases 142 to 570 code for a protein of 142 amino acids. Gene Ontology annotation, cellular component: nucleus. The transcript has 2 exons.
AAGGCGGGGUUUUUCGCUUCAUCCUCUUCUCUCUUCUUCUCCUGUAGCUCCAGCAAAUCGAUUCUCCUUCUUCUCCUCCUCCUUCUUGUUCUUGAGAGCGAUACCUAGAAGUGAAGGGCAAAAAUAUACUCUAGGAAGUGAAUGGCAAUGUCGCUAGGAUGUUGUUGGUCGGGUUUUGCGGCAGGUGAGGCAGUUGGGGCCAAGUCCUCAUCGACUCUCCGCAUCGCUACUACUUCUACUCCCACGACUACCCUGCGUAUGGUCCGUCUCGUCACCUGCGCUGCUUCGUCAAAGCCUGCUUCUUCCACGACAGGGAAGCGACAGCCUAGGGGCAUCACUAAGCCCAAACCUAUUUCUCCUGCGAUGCAAGAGUUUCUUGGCGUCCCUGAGAUCCCUCGCACCCAAGCUCUUAAGCAGAUUUGGGCUUAUAUCAAGGAGCACAAUCUUCAGGAUCCAGAGAACAGGAAGAUUAUAGUGUGUGAUGAGAAACUGAAGAACAUAUUUGGAGGAAAGGAGCGUGUUGGGUUUCUCGAGAUCUCUGGGCUGAUCAAUCCUCACUUCAUCAAGUGAAAGACUAUUUGUUUGCCUGGAAAGAAAAAGGUGAAAGUCAACUUCACUGGGGGAACAGAUUCAAGAACAUGAAAACCAUCCACAGAACUUUUUUUUGUACAUGGGAAAUUUGUGUUUAAUUUAUGAAAAACAUGUGUAGUGCAACUUCUUAGGUCUUCGGUAAGUAGAAGAAUCGAGUGUUGGUGCAUUUUGAGCAUUGACAACCCUAAACUUGCAUACAAAAGCUUUUGGUAGUAUGUUGAAUUUUGUUCCUGAUCCUCUUUAGGAAACAAACUUAUGAAAUGCAACAUUUGGUUCUCAUUGCUAA